AUGCCGGCACCUUACAUGUUACACGAUCGGCUGUUUUCGCAAUUAAGAGAGUUUCUAUUAGAAGAUACGAAGAGAGUCGGAUGGAGUUUAGAAAGAAUCGCACAAGCUUUGAAAGAUCGAUAUCGAGAAUAUCAACGACAGAAGAUACGACCGUUUACUCAUUCUGUAGAAAAAGCGUACAAAGUUCUGCUAAGUGAUAACGAAUUCAUCGCCACUGUUUCAUCGAAAAAUCAAACCUUACAGAAUGAAUCGUCUUCGGAAUCUGGAGCGGAAUGGGAUGAGCAAGCAACUCAUCGUCCUAAUACUAUGAAUCAAAUGGUCGCUAAUCUCUAUGCAAACAACACUGCGGCGUCAUCAACUACUCCUGAAAAUUCCACGACUGCAAUGGACACAUCGGCCAAACCUGACGACACGAAACGGAAACAAACGAGCGAAAAGCCCACGAAGAAAGUAAAAAGGAAACGACCGAUAGAAUCUCCAUCGGCCAACGACAUUGAAGGCCCUGAUGUCGAAUACUCGACGAUUACAUUCGAAGAUUUUGCUGCAUCUGAUCAAUUUAAAGAAAAUUUAAUUCGUCGAAUCUAUUUCAUCUUACGACCGGAAUGUUUUAUCCAAAAUGGAAAAACACCGCCGCGCGGAUUUCUUUUACACGGGCCGCCUGGUGUUGGAAAAUCUCUUUUAGCUCAGGCUUUGGCGGGCGAAUUGAACUUACCGAUGUUGAAAACAACAUCGACCGAACUAGUCUCAGGUAUAUCCGGUGACUCCGAAUAUAAAAUACGAAAGUUAUUCGAUCAAGCAAAACGUCAUUCGCCGUGUAUUCUGUUUAUUGAUGAAAUCGAAGCGAUUUCCCAACGUCGUGAAUCAGCUUCGAAGGAUAUGGAAAGACGGAUUGUUACUCAAUUAUUAGCCUGUCUCGAUGGUAUGUAUCAAAUCACUACAUUGAAUUGUCUCCGAAAAGCUCCUCACAUAGAAUUAUCUCAUUCGCCAAUGACUCGCGUCAUCAUUAUUGGUUCUACUAAUCGACCUGAUUCACUUGAUCCAGCGUUGAGACGUGCUGGUCGAUUUGAUCAUGAAAUUGCUCUGGGAAUUCCGAACGAAGUUGAACGACGAAGAAUUCUAACAAUGAUGUGUCGAAAGCUAACUUCACUUGAUCCUCAGUUUCAUCUCGACGAGCUUGUUUUGAAAACGCCUGGUUUUGUCGGUGCUGAUCUAAGUGCAUUAAUUGACGAAGCAUUGUUUGCAGCAUUGAACAGAAAAAUGAAUUCUGACGUCGAUACAAAUCAGUCGAUGAUUGAAUGGGUGAAACAGAAAAUUCAUGAACCCGAAACCGAAGAACAAACAAGUGCGAGUUCACAUGUGAUCACCAUGGACGAUUUUCGAAAAGCAUUGAAAAGUGUCCAACCAUCAAGUAAACGAGAAGGUUUUGUCACAGUACCGGAUGUUACAUUUGAUGAUAUUGGUGCAUUGAAAGAUGUUCGUGAAGAAUUAAGCAUGGCAAUCCUAGCAUCCAUUCGUCAUCCGACUCUAUAUGAUCGAUUUGGAUUUGUUCGCUCACCUGGAGUUUUACUGGUUGGUCCACCGGGAUGUGGAAAGACUUUACUUGCAAAAGCAAUUGCUAAUGAAUCUGGCAUCAAUUUUAUUUCAGUCAAAGGACCGGAAUUAUUGAAUAUGUACGUGGGUGAAAGUGAGCGUGCCGUUCGACAAGUAUUUCAACGCGCGCGGGAUUCCAAUCCAUGUGUGAUAUUUUUCGACGAGAUUGACGCACUGUGUCCGCGUCGAACGGCUCACGAUACUGGAUCAACAGCACGAGUAGUGAAUCAAUUACUAACUGAGAUGGAUGGCGUGGAUCAAACUACUGCAAGCAAACGCGUUUAUGUCAUGGCAGCAACAAAUCGAAUGGAUAUUCUCGAUCCAGCUAUUCUUCGUCCAGGCCGUCUUGAUAAACACAUAUACGUUGGACUUCCGAAUGCUCAAGGACGACUUGACAUUCUCAGGACAAUUACCAAAAAUGGCACUCGGCCUCCUCUGGCAUCCGAUGUUAAUCUACAGUUGAUGAGUGAUGACGAACGAUGUCAUGGCUAUACGGGAGCUGAUCUCGCUGCACUGAUUCGUGAAGCAUCGGAAAUUGCGAUGACAGAUCAUAUUUCUAAAGUUCUACCACCCGAAGACGCUUGCGUCCAUCAAUCACACCUCGAUCGGGCAUUCAGUAAAAUUCUUCCAUCCGUAUCUGAAACGGACCGUCGACGAUAUGAAGACCUACGUCAGUCAUGUCUUCGUUUACAAUAA
This is a messenger RNA of Adineta ricciae, 2286 nucleotides long. NCBI's taxonomy places the organism in Eukaryota, Metazoa, Rotifera, Eurotatoria, Adinetida, Adinetidae. The record is from the annotation of a GenBank genome assembly.